UGAAUUAGGACAAUUGUUUGGUAUUAAAACAGUUUUCUGCAGUCAAAUUACCAAAUCGCCCUCUACAUUUACCACUCUCACUCAAUGUCGCCCUCGUUUCCUUCCUGACAAUGUUUUUCUGCUGCAGAAAAAACAUUGGCAGGGAACGAAGGAAAUGAGUGAGCAACAGGGGGGCUCAGGGUAGCAUAGAAUCAGAGAGUAUAUAAAAGGUAACUUAUUCAGUGGUUCUGAGAUGAUGACAUAUGGUCUGAAAUUUUGUCUUUGGGCUGUCUAUUGUCAGAAGGAUUUAGCCUUGGCCAAUGAGAGAGGAGUAGGAGUGUGGAAAUCACAGAACCCUAUAGAAGGCAGUGAAGACACAUCAAGCACUCCUGUGAGGAUGGCAGCCAAUUUCUCUCUCCUGGAAGAGGACCUGUCAUGUAGAGUGUGCUAUCAGAUAUUCAGGGAGCCAGUGAUCCUGCUCUGCAGCCACAGCUUCUGCAAGGCCUGUCUGGAGGAAAGCUGGAGUAAACAGGAGACGCAGGACUGCCCAGUCUGCAGAAGGUCCUCCAGAGACCAGUCGCCUCCCAACCUGGCCCUGAGGCAUGUCUGUGAGACUCUACUGAGGGAGAGGGAGAUUAAGGACACUCCUGGGCCCACCGAGGAGGCGGCAGAGGGGCCCUCACAGGGUGAAAACACCAGCCACAGGGGGUUACAGGGUGCGUGUGGUUUACACUCCCAGAGGCUCCAGCUCUUCUGCCUUGAGGAUGAAUGUCUGGUGUGUGUGGAGUGUGUGUCGGAGCAUGCAGACCACAGCUUCUGCUCUCUCGUGAAGGCAGCAGGCCAGAGGAGGGAGGGGCUCAGACCCACACUGAAGGCCUUGGAGGAGAAAAUGUCUGCCUUCUGCAAAGCCAAGCUAAACUGUGACAAAAUGGCUGCUCACAUCAGGGCGCAGGCCCAGCUAGCAGAGAAGCAGAUAAUGAAAGAGUUUGAGAAGCUACACUGCUUCCUGAGAGAAGAGGAGGUGGAGAGGCUAGCUGUGCUGAAGGAGGAAGAGGAGGAGAAGAAUAAAAGGAUAAAGGAGAGAGUGAAGGAGAUAAGUGAGAUGAUAUCCUCUCUGUCGGACACAAUCAGGGCUGUGGAGGAGAACCUGGCAGUGGAUGAUUUGUUGUUUCUGCAGAGCUACAAGACUAUAAUGGAGAGAGCACAGAGUGCGCCUCAGGACCCACAGCUGGACUCAGGAGCACUGAUCAACUUGGCCAAACACCUGGGCAAUCUCAAGUUCCAGGUCUGGGAGAAGAUGCAGGGGGCAGUGAAAUACAUGCCUGUAGUUCUAGAACCAAACACUGCACAUCCCUAUCUCUAUCCAUCUGAAGAUCUGACCAGCCUACGAUCUGAAGAUAAAGGACAGAGUCUCCCAGACAACCCAGAGAGGUUUGAUUCAUACCGUGACAUCCUGGGUUCAGAGGGGUUCACUUCAGGGACACACUUCUGGGAUGUGGAAGUCGGAGAAAAUGAUGACUGGAGGGUAGGGGUGGCCAGUGAGUCUGUUAGUAGGAAACAUGGGUUAAUUGAAGAAGAAUGUGGCAUAUGGGCUGUUGGGGUAGCUAAUGGUGAACCUUAUAAAAUGAAGAAGAAGACCCAGAGGAUCAGAGUUUUGCUGAAGUGGGACAAACAGGAGGUGUCCUUCAUUGAUCUUAGUUCAUAUACACAAACCCUCAGAACAUUUAAUCACAAAUUUACAGAGAAGAUGUAUCCAUACUUUUAUUUGUUAAAUGGUCAACCACUACAGAUCCUUCCAGGGAAAGUCUCUGUAAACGUGGGAAACCAUGUGGAAAACCAUGAUAUGGAAUUGUUUUAAAGUGGCUAUACCAUGGAUCAUUUAGCUACUUGAUUUAGAAUUUUAGGAUUAUUUGAUAAAAUAUUGAGUUUGGUCUUUACUGCUAUAGCAGUCUAAGAAAACUCAGGAAAUAUGUAUAUAUUUUUUACACAUUUAAAUCAUUUUUUUGUUGGCAGAAAACUACUUCCACACUUCCAUAAUUCUUUACAACCGGUACUGGCUUACUUUCAGACGAGUCCAGUGACACUUGUAGGGGUUGUAGAACAAAACAGAGAACGCCAUCGUGUCCGUGAGGGUCUCCCCUUUCCAUAUUAGUUUUUUGACAAAACCAUUCGGGUGCUACAGACGUUUGGUAACCUAACAGUGCAGUUCAAAGGCCAAAUCUUGACCAAGACAGCAGGGAAGAUUACAGGAAUGACACUUCCCUCCUCUCUCCAGGAUAUUUUAGAUGAGACCAGAAGAGAGACCAAAGUACAACGUAUAUUUUCUCCUGUUCUCAUCAAUGUUACUUUCCUUUGGUUUUGUGGCUUUUGAUGCUAAACAGAAUCUAUCCCAUUGUUAUUUAAAAAAUAUGUUUUGAGAAUUUCUGUGAUUGAACUAAAGUAGUGUCACAGCUGUCGUGGAAGAGAGAAUGGGACCAAGGCGCAGCGGGUUACGUGCUCAACAUAUUUAUUAAAUAAAAUGAGAACACCACGGAAAAACAAUAAACAAACUAACGACAGGAACAGAGCCGCAGGCUCAACAAAAGCAGUGCUCUCAAACAACUACCCACAAGUGACAAACAAAAACACACACCUAUUUAUAGGACUCCCAAUCAGAGGCAACUAGAAACACCUGCCUCCAAUUGAGAGUCCAGCACCCAACCUACACAUAUAAAACUAUCCUAGAACAUACACAUAGAAAUACAAACAUAGACCAGUGACCAAAAAACCCUGUAAUACGUAAAUAAACUACCCUCUGCCACGUCCUGACCAAACUACAAUAACAAAAUAUCCUCUAUACUGGUCAGGACGUGACAAGUAGAUUCAGGCCUGUUGUUCAUUUAGAAUUGUCAGAUUGACAAACUCCUUAUCAAUGUGCAAGACAGGACUUGUGUAAAAAGGUAAAUAUUGAAAAAAGGCUAGUAAAUUGAUUUCUCUCUUCUUCAAUAAAAGAGACAAUGGGAAAAUAUUUUCUGUUUUGGGUGGUUAACUUCCAGAAGAUGGAAUUCCAACCCUUCUAAAUGACCAUGCCUGGUGUUGUUGGAGCCAUGGGGAAUAUAGAGAUGAGGAUGACCAGACACGGAGAAUCUGCUUCGUCACGCAGUUCUGCCUCACCUUGUCUCAAUCUCUCCAUCCUGUCUCCUCUCCUUUCUUCACGGCCCAGUCGGCUUGAUCGCAUCAAUAGAAAUCCUAUUCAAACCCAUACCGGAGAAGAGCUGAAAAUCAAUGGUUUGCAUAUCACCUGAUUAGAUCUGUGUGUGUGUGUGCCGGCUUGUUGUGUGUGGGGCAUGGGGCCAGGGCCCCGCGGGCGGCAGCCCCUCUACAUGGGAAAUAGUAAUGAGAUUACCCCGGCCUCCAGGACCCCACACAGCAGACACAGUGAUCAGAUUAGGGAAAAGGACACUGAAACUUUUAGAAAGCUAUGACUUCAUCUCUGUCUGUCUGUCUGUCUGUCUGUCUGUCUGUCUGUCUGUCUGUCUGUCUGUCUGUCUGUCUGUCUGUCUGUCUGUCUGUCUGUCUGUCUGUCUGUCUGUCUGUCUGUCUGUCUGUCUGUCUGUCUGUCUGGAAUGAAGCUCUCUCUCAGUAGGCCUACUGUUUUUUCUUGAGCCUUUCGACCAGUUCUCUUUUUUCUCUCUGGCGACCGUGCCUCAGUGUUCCUGUCGCUAAGCAAGUGUGACCGCUUUGGGAAUCGUGGCGAAGCAGCUGUUGGGUGUGUGUAGAGGCUCUUGGCUGUCUGUGGAAGCCUGCGCUAGCUGAAGGUGUUGGCCAUGGGGGGAUUGAUCAUGUCACUUUGAUGGAUUAGGGAUCUCAUUGCUAGCUCCAACGAUUAGGUCACCAGCCCAGGAGACAGCAAACCACCUACCAGGAGAUAGCAAACCACCUACUGCGAAAUGCUGAUGCUAGACUUGUCCACCGAUUGUAAGUCACUGCAUCAAUGCCAAGCAGUGCUCCAGAUAGUCAGAUGGCCUCCGUGAAUAAUAGGCCAGAGUCCCCUUAGAGAGGAAGGAAGCAGAUAUCAUGGAAUCAGUGCAACACACCCACACACAGAAACACUUACUGUAAGCCCCCAGCCCAACUCUCUCACCACCAAGAAGUGCCCUCCCUCACCAUAAUGAGAUUCCUCUCUUCCCAUGAGCCCACCUUCAUUUGCUCAGUGGUGCAUUCUCUGGCUGUUAAACUGAAGGAUGGACUGUACAGGUUGUCUGGCUUUUAUCUUUUUCCAUGAUUCAACUUCAUCUCUCCUUUGAAAGGGAGAGGUACAGCAGUGUUUUUAGUAAUUAUUCCAUCUGAGACAAGCAGAUCUAACCAGCACAGGAGAGGAGGUAAAAUAGACUUAUCAUCUUAUGAGGGUCUUCCCAUACUUUCCUGGAGGCAUGGAGACAUUACUGUACCAAGAGAGAUGAUUGUAUUAAGGUUUAUGGGAUAUUACAGUAGAAGCUAUGGCAUCAGGUGGCCAUGCUCUCUUCAUACAGCCAAACGAUGCCAUGGUGACAUCCAUCUAUCCCACACCACUUUACAGCUGGAUUCACAUUACAUAAAUGUGAUUAAGUAGGGAAAACAGUUUGUUAUAUUACCGCUCCAUAAAUCACACAAUAUUGUUCUCCAUAAUAACCCAAUUUUAAUAAAGGGCCCAUUUCAUAAGUUGUAGCUUGUCUAUUUCGAUAUAGAGCUCUCUAUGUUAGAGAGGGACAUUUGUGCUUUUGCCGGUUUCAGCAUGUUCCUAAUGACAGACCCGGUCAGAUAUCUGGAAAUAUUAACUUGCUAUAUUAUAUUGUGCAAUGGCAUCAAAUUCAGACUGGACUGUAUGCCUGGCAGCAGCUUUAAGAACAUUAUCUCCUUCCUUCUCCCUGUCUCUUGCGGGGUCAUUUUCCUACAAUUAUUUGCACCAACAGCAUGUACUUUCAUGGAAUGUUGAUUUCUCUGUGAUACUGUAUGUAACCACACACUACAACCAGGUAACUAAUUUCAAAUGGUAACUCUAAUAAUGUAACUGUCUGUCACAAUGUAACUCUUUGUACAUUUUAUCCAACCUGUAUUCUGGAGAAAGUACAAUAUAUAGUAUGUAAGGACAUUUCACAUUGAUAUUCAUAUCUUAGUAGAGAAUAUUUUUUGUCAGCCUGUAGUUCCUGAGUUGGCAUUUCCAUAUCGACGCCUCAAUAAACAAAAACUAUAGCAGACAAACAACGCUGGAUAGGAAACAAUGGGAGGGUAUACGUUAGGUGUAAACUAAAAGAAGAGGACCUCCAGCUGUGGUAAAAGCCUGGGCCAUGUGAAGCAGAGGCAGCAGCAUCAUAAAGAUAAGAUGGGUGUUCUCUCUGCUUUCCAUUCUCUGGUGUCCUGCAGAGCCUUUUGUCUGCAUACAAACACAACAGUGGAUGGAUGCGUUUUAUAGCCUGUGUCAUGGAGAAAUACCCUCCUAUUCUCACUGAUUGCUGUCGCCGGCCGGGCAUGCUUAUCAUGCCAUUGUCAUUGUUUUAUUUGCGUAACGAAUGGAUCUGAUAAGACUGCUUCUGCCAAGGACCUGCACAUGCCAUGUGCAUAUGUUCAAUAGCAUGCUUUAGUAGUUCUGAAGAACAGCGGCUCAGGUGUAGAAAUGUACAGGGUUGGUGGUUAACACGACAAAGUCUCUUACAUUUUCAAGAUUGUGUGUUAGAAAACAAUACCGUGUUGACAUAUGCAUAGUAGUUGAUGAUAAUUUCAUAGGAAUGUUUCAGUAAAUGAAAUUAGAACUGUAAAUAAAUUUCAUACAUCUCCGUUCCAGAUCACUAGGCAAAUUAUUUAACUAUGUUCUGUAUACUGAGUGUCCGAAACAUUAAGAACACCUUCCUAAUAUUGAGUUUCACCCCCUUUUCCCUCAGAACAGCCUCAAUUCACCGAGCAUGGACUCAACAAGGUGAUGAAAGCAUUCCACAGGGAUGCUGGCCCAUGUUGACUCCAAUGCUUCCCACAGUUGUGUCAAGUUGGCUGGAUGUCC
Messenger RNA from Salmo salar (Atlantic salmon), 5992 nucleotides. Its product is annotated as E3 ubiquitin-protein ligase TRIM39. The record is from RefSeq and is a predicted model, not a curated record. Lineage: Eukaryota; Metazoa; Chordata; Actinopteri; Salmoniformes; Salmonidae. Gene Ontology annotation, molecular function: zinc ion binding; protein binding.